UCGAUAAUAAUCGAUAUAUUCUCAAUUCGAGAGAUAGUAAAAAAUUCCCACGUGAUUUUAUUUCCCGGAUUUUUUCGUUCUAAAAUAAAAGAAAAGUGAUGUCUACUCCGAAUUUAGAAAAAUUUGAAAUACGUGCUCAAGCUGCGGAGGAUGAUAUAGAAUUAUUAAAAAAAGAAAUUGCUCAUUUUAAUGAAUUGCUGCAGUUAAAUGCUACAAAUACAGAUAAAUUAUCAGAUCAUCUUGAAGUAUUGAAUGUAAAUGUUUGCGAAAAUUUCUCAGAUGAAAUUGAAAAAUUACAACAGGAGAAUGCAAAAUUAAAACAUCGUGUUAACAUAUUGUUACGGACAAUUGAAUCACAAAGAGGGAAUAAUUCAGCGUCAACAUCAAAUAUGAAUGUGUUAAUAAGCAUUUCGGAGGAACUUAAUAAUAUUUUUGAAAAGGCAAUUAAUUCGGCAUUUCCGGAAAUUCCGGACCCGCCAAUUGUCAUUACGCCUGCUGGUAAUCCAAAAUUUGGAGAUUAUCAAUGUAACAGUGUUAUGCCUCUUCGAAAAAUUCUUGAAGAACAAGGUAAAAAAUUAUCCCCCCAAGAAAUAGCCAAUGAAAUAGUAACAAAAUACACGUCUUCGUCGCUCAUUGAAAAAUUGGAAAUUGCAAAAGCGGGAUUUAUUAAUAUUUUUUUGAAACGUGAAUUUGGCGUUAAAACAUUAACAAAUCUUGUGAAAUCGGGUAAAGUUUUACCGCCAAAUUGUCGUAAAAAGAAAAUUGUCAUUGAUUUCUCAAGUCCAAAUAUUGCUAAAGAAAUGCACGUUGGACAUUUGCGUUCAACAAUUAUUGGCGACAGUAUUGCACGUCUUCUUGAAUAUUUAGGACACAAUGUAUUGCGAAUUAAUCAUAUUGGCGAUUGGGGUACACAAUUUGGAAUGUUAAUUGCACAUUUACAGGACAAAUUUCCCGAUUAUUUAAAAGUUUCGCCACCAAUUUCAGAUUUACAGAGUUUUUAUAAAGAAUCAAAAAAAAGAUUUGAUGAAGAACAAGAAUUUAAAAUCAGGGCCUACAAUUGUGUUGUUAAACUUCAAGCUUUCGAUCCUGAUAUUAUCAAAGGUUGGCAAUUGAUUUGUGAUGUUUCGAGGAAGGAAUUUCAAAAUCUCUAUUCUCGAUUGGAUAUUCGUUUAAUUGAAAGAGGCGAAUCUUUCUAUCAAAAACGAAUGGAAACUUUAGUGAAGGAAUUGGAUGGAAGAGGAUUUCUCGAAGAAGAUGAGGGUCGAAAAAUAAUGUGGGGCGAAAAUCCUGGAAAUGGAAUUCCUUUGACAAUAGUUAAAUCCGACGGUGGUUUUACUUACGAUACUUCUGACAUGGCAGCAGUAAAGCAACGUGUCGAGGAAGAAAGAGCCGAUUGGUUAAUUUACGUGACUGACGCAGGACAAUCGGUUCAUUUUCAAACAAUUGAGAGUUGUGCAAAAAAAUGUUCACUAUUAACAUCACGACAUCGUAUGAGUCAUGUUGGCUUUGGCGUUGUUCUUGGUGAGGAUAAGAAAAAAUUUAAAACACGUUCUGGUGAAACAGUGAAACUAAGCGAUUUAUUGGACGAGGGUUUAAAUCGUGCAUUACAAAAAUUAAAGGAAAAAGAACGUGAUAAAAUUUUAACUAGCGAUGAAUUAAAAAAAGCACAAGAAUCAAUUGCCUAUGGUUGCAUUAAAUAUGCCGAUCUUUGUCAUAAUAGAAAUCUUGAAUAUGUUUUUUCAUUUGAUAAAAUGUUAGAGGACAAAGGUAAUACUGCUGUUUAUUUAUUAUAUGCAUUAACGCGUAUACGUUCAAUUGCACGCACUGCAAAUGUAACACGUGAACAAUUAUUAAAUUCAAUGGAAACAGAAUCAAUAACAUUGAAUCAUGAGAAAGAAUGGAAAUUGGGAAAAAUUCUUUUAAGAUUCACUGAUAUUUUAUUUAAAAUUACAAAUGAUUUAUGUCUUCAUUCAUUGUGUGAAUAUUGUUAUGAAAUUGCAUGUGCAUUCACGGAAUUUUAUGAUAAAUGUUAUUGUGUUGAGAAAAAUAAGGCAGGUGAAAUUGUGAAAAUUAAUAUGGGACGAUUAAUGCUCGCUGAAGCAACUGCAAUGAUAUUGGAACAAUGUUUUGCAUUAUUGGGAUUGAAACCAGUUGAGAAAAUGUGAAAAUUUUCCCUUCUUUCUUAAUUUAUAUUUUCUUUUUUCUAAUCGUAUUUUUGUUGACGAUAAAUAUUUACAAUAAAAAUAAAUGAGAUUUUUUGCAAAAUGAAAA
This is a messenger RNA of Leptopilina boulardi, 2271 nucleotides long. RefSeq names its product arginine--tRNA ligase, cytoplasmic (gene ArgRS). Bases 99 to 2165 code for a protein of 688 amino acids. The record is from RefSeq and is a predicted model, not a curated record. Gene Ontology annotation, biological process: arginyl-tRNA aminoacylation. The transcript has 7 exons. Gene Ontology annotation, cellular component: cytoplasm. Gene Ontology annotation, molecular function: arginine-tRNA ligase activity; ATP binding. NCBI's taxonomy places the organism in Eukaryota, Metazoa, Arthropoda, Insecta, Hymenoptera, Figitidae.